This is a messenger RNA of Micropterus dolomieu (smallmouth bass), 1427 nucleotides long. RefSeq names its product intercellular adhesion molecule 4-like. Gene Ontology annotation, molecular function: integrin binding. Bases 55 to 843 code for a protein of 262 amino acids. The record is from RefSeq and is a predicted model, not a curated record. The transcript is spliced from 3 exons. Gene Ontology annotation, cellular component: membrane. Gene Ontology annotation, biological process: cell-cell adhesion. NCBI's taxonomy places the organism in Eukaryota, Metazoa, Chordata, Actinopteri, Centrarchiformes, Centrarchidae.
GCUCUACGACAAUAGAAACGGGGUGAACUGUCCUUUUGACCAACUUUGGGUUUCAUGUUUAAAUUUUUUUUAAUAUUUCUUACCAAAAAACAACUGGGAAUAAUGUUUUUCCAUUUAAUUAUUUUGUUAGUAUCCUUGAUGAGUUUUCUGCGGGAUCUCAAUGUAUUCAGUUGUGAUAACAACUGUGAAGAAAAACCUGUGUUCACUCCAUCCAGACUGGUAGUGAAGUAUGACGACCCAACCUCUGCCAACUGCUCUGUAUGUCGGCAUACUUGCCUCAACAGCUUAUUUGGUUUGGAAAAAUCUGUGGGAGAGAUAACAACAAACGGAACCACGAUUUCAUGGACGGUUGACAGAAUGACUGAAUGGGACACAUCUCCCAUCUGCUAUUAUAAUUAUGAUGGGCACCAGUGUUGUAGCUUCCUGAAUGUAACUCUCUAUCAGCUUCCACAUAAUGUGUCCAUCAGCUUUGUUAAUCACUCUGGGCCGAUGUUGGAGGGUCAUCAGUACACUCUGCAGUGUACAGUACAGGAUGUUGCUCCUGUUAAAGACCUCACUGUGACCUUCUACAAAGGACACACAGCACUGGGUCAACGGCAGUCUAACAACAACAAAGAGAAGAAACCAGUGACCAAGAGCUUCACUUUUAACAUCACACCCAGUAAAGAAGAUGAUGGAGUCCAGUACUGGUGUGAAGCCAAGCUAGAACUGGGACCUGAAGGACCACGGCACCCUCCAGUGGUGAUGUCGCAAAACGUCACCGCCACUGUCUACUGUGAGUCUGACAACAGUAUCAACACAAGUUGGCCCCCUGGGUUAUCAUGUUGGCCUGUUUUGCAGUGAUGGAAAAAGUAUUUUGAUCUGUUACUUAAAUCUGCUGUAAUCAAUAUUUUUACAUUAAUAAUGGAUUUCAUGAGUACUGGUAUGUUGAAAGGGUUCAGUUCCUCUCUUCUUAACAGACAUUUGUAGUAUCUUUCACCUCAUUGUUUCGGUUUUCCGGCCCCCUACUGUUUUUGUUGAGUCCUUCCAGCUGGGUGUUUUUUGCUGCAGCAGAUAACUCUAUUCAUAAAAAAGGCUCUAUGAACCCACUGUACUCUACCUGUCCAGCACUACACAGCAGACAGACAAAGUUAGUGACCAGCUGGUGAACACAGUGGAGAAAUUAGCAGCUAAAGACCCAAAUAUUUAUAUCGCUAUAGAUAUUUUUAAAAAUCUAAUAUGGCGCUGUGUAUAGCUGCCUCAGUGCGCUUUGUUUUGUUUUUGUUUGUAAACUCACUUUUCGGCUGAUUCCCUUUUCACCAGGGAAGACUUCAUGAACAUCAGGGGAACAACAUGGGCAAAUUUAUUUCCCCCUUUUCUCCUGUCAUCAGUGGAAUUAUUGGACAUUUUGAUUAAGGGCAUGAACGUCAAUAAACCGUCCAAAUGUU